Messenger RNA from Papilio polytes (common Mormon), 2181 nucleotides. It is a transcript of the gene P38mapk, whose product is annotated as mitogen-activated protein kinase 14B-like. Lineage: Eukaryota; Metazoa; Arthropoda; Insecta; Lepidoptera; Papilionidae. The transcript is spliced from 9 exons. Gene Ontology annotation, biological process: intracellular signal transduction; protein phosphorylation. Gene Ontology annotation, cellular component: nucleus; cytoplasm. The record is from RefSeq and is a predicted model, not a curated record. The coding region runs from base 126 to 1208 and encodes 360 amino acids. Gene Ontology annotation, molecular function: ATP binding; MAP kinase activity.
CAAUGCGUGACAGCUUUUGACAGCGAUUUAUUUCAAUUUUUCAUAUUGAAUAAUUAUAGAUUUGUUUACAGAUAUCUUAUAAAGCGCUUAAAAAGUGAAAUCUAAUUUAGAACUUAAAAAACAAGAUGCCACGAUUCCAUACUGUAGAAAUCAAUAAAACAGAAUGGAUUGUGCCCGAGCGAUAUCAGAUGCUUACACCUGUAGGGUCUGGUGCUUAUGGUCAAGUAUGUUCCGCUAUAGAUACACUUCAUAAUAUGAAAGUGGCUAUUAAAAAGUUGGCAAGACCAUUUCAGUCUGCGGUGCAUGCCAAAAGAUCAUAUCGAGAACUUCGAUUGUUGAAGCAUAUGAAUCAUGAGAAUGUUAUAGGUCUGCUGGAUGUGUUUAGUCCUGAAAAGAAUUUAGAGGAAUUUCAACAAGUAUAUCUUGUGACACAUUUAAUGGGCGCAGAUCUGAACAAUAUUGUGCGCACACAAAAACUAUCAGAUGAUCAUGUUCAGUUCCUUGUAUAUCAGAUUCUACGCGGAUUGAAAUAUAUCCACUCUGCAGGAAUUAUACAUAGGGAUUUAAAACCUUCUAAUAUAGCUGUAAAUGAAGACUGCGAGUUGAAGAUCUUAGACUUUGGUUUAGCAAGGCCAACUGAAACAGAAAUGACGGGUUAUGUAGCUACAAGAUGGUACAGGGCUCCAGAAAUAAUGCUCAAUUGGAUGCAUUACAAUCAGACAGUUGAUAUCUGGUCGGUCGGCUGCAUCAUGGCUGAACUCCUGACUGGCAGAACUUUGUUCCCUGGAUCAGACCAUAUUCAUCAGUUAAACUUAAUCAUGGAGAUACUGGGGACACCGGGACAAGAAUUUAUGACGAAAAUAUCCUCAGAAUCUGCUAGAAACUACAUCCAGUCGUUGCCGACGCUGAAGCGACGCGACUUCCGCGAUGUGUUCCGCGGCGCAAACCCGCUCGCUAUCAACUUGCUGGAGCUGAUGCUGGAACUCGACGCUGAUAAACGUAUAACAGCGGAGCAGGCGUUGGCGCACGAGUACUUGGCGCAGUACGCAGACCCUACAGACGAGCCUGUCUCCGCGCCCUACGACCAAAGCUUCGAGGAUAUGGAACUCCCCGUUGACAAGUGGAAAGAGCUAGUGUGGAAGGAGGUGGUGGAGUUCAAACCUCACCCGCAGCACAUGAACACGGUUGUCGAAGUCAAUCCUUCAUAAUUCGCUACCAUUGUUUUUUUCCCGCUAAAAUGUUUAGUAUCGUUCAAUAGAUUUUAUCAAAUAUUAAAUGUUUUUGUAGCAUCUUAUAUUGACAAAAAAAAAUGAAAAAAAUGUCAUGUAGCGAUUACUUUAACGAAUUUGCGAUGUCAAUUUAAAGAGGUUGUAACAGUAUUUUAUUUUAUCUGUCAAUUUCACCGCUGAUAUUUCGAAAAAGGUGUGCAUCUCUUUUUUUUGAAAUGGAAUGACAGAGAAAGCAAUAUGUUAUGAAAUUGUUCCGGCAGUGGAAACCAACGAGAAUUUUGCAUAUGAUUUAUAAACAAAUGAUAAGAUAAUUAAAUUGCCUUAUAUUUUAUAAUGUUCUAUAAAAUUAUGAAUAUUUUCUUAAAACUAAGAAGUUUGCAAUACUUUUUUUUUAAAAAAAACGGGCCUAUUUCUAAUUUUCUUUUGCUUUUGACUAAAAUUGUUAUAUACUUUUAUGUAAUUCCUAACAUUUAUUAAAACAGUAUCUGAAAAUGGAUAAAAUACUAUAUUGACUAUAACAUAUUGUAUAUUAUUUUUUAAAUAUCGUUAUAAUAAAUUUUCUGUCCUAUUUUUUUUUAUAAAUAUGGUUUUAUAUAAUACUUUAUGGUAUGGCUAUAAUUUGUGUUAACUUGGCUAUAAUUCAGAAGAUUUAACGUUUUUGCUAUAAACUUAGUAAUUAAUUUACGAAGCCAUCGCACAAACUUUACGCAAUAAUUUUUGGACUUCCAAGCCUUAGAGCUGGACUUGUAAAUAUUUUUGUUGUUACAAGAAAAAAUUAAAAUACAUUUUAAGAUCUAACAUUAAAAUAUUUUUCGACGAGAUGUAAAAUAAUAUAUUAGUGCCAUUCUAUUUGCAAUACAAUAAAACUUCAAAAUGCGAAAUUUAAUAGGGUUUAAAUUGCAAGUCAUGAUUAAAAAAUGGCGGCAGCAGUCCGUAACUAUAAACCCUGCAC